AUGUAGUUUUAUAAACAUGUAGAAUCAUACGUAUUUUACAGAUUGACAAAAUGUUCCGGAAGCAACCUGUGUCUGGUAAUGCCUUAAAAGAAAGAUAUUACAGAUGCUUUAUUGACAAUUUCAAACAAAAUUACCAAGAUCCUGAGGCUCCCGUUUCAUUCACAUACUCUAUGGUAUUUAAUGGCACAGAACCACUCAUUAAAUCUGAAAUAGAUGACUUGAUAGCAGCUAACACUGAAGUAUAUGACUUUGGUGGCAACAAGUGGCAGCUCAUUGGGGAGCAGUUACUCACAAAUGAGCUCUUAUUUGAUGAAAUUAAAAUUAAUAUAUCAGAUUAUCUCAUAAAUCUGAUAACAACUACUCCUCCAAGUGAAGUGAAUACCAUUGUCAAUAUGACAUUCCGCUUAUUGAACUUUUCAAUGUCACCAGCCAUGCAAAAUAAAAACAGUGCAGAAUUCCAGGCAAUAGCAUCAAAAUUCUGUCAAUAUUUGGACAAGAGCUACAAGAGUCGUUUCCAAGACUAUCUGUCAUGUGAUGUACAAAAAUUCUACACUGACUUCACUGAUGGUUCAGAUCAUGUAAACUUCUACCUUACUUUCCGUGGAGACCAAGAUGCUAACCUGCCUAAGUUACUUAUAGCCAUUAUUGUUGAAAAUGCUCACAGGGAAACUAUCAAUACAAAUAUAGUUCUUGUUGUUGGUCCGUUGAAUGUAUUUGAAGACUCAUUACAACAAGAUCACACUAACUCUAUGGUUGUCACUGGUGGUGGAACAACUCUAGCCACACCUUCAGAUCCAUGCAAACCAGACAAAAAGAAUGUUUACUUCCCGUAUGCCGGGGAUCCUACUAAAUUUAUUAUAUGUUCCAUGGGUAAAGCUUACAUUUUCAAAUGUGAUCGGAAUAGGACAUUUGAUGUGAACAGAAGUAGAUGUAUAUAAUAAACAAUAUGGGAAUGUAGAAAACAUUCAGUUGUUGUUAUAAUGUGUUUAUUGAUGUUAGAAGGGCCAUGCCAUCUUGAUGAUUUAUUGAAAAAAUUUGAACAGAUUAAAAUAAUAAAUGCUGAUCAAACAACAAAGUGUUUACUGAAUAUAGACAGCAAUAAUAACUUCACUUGACUUUAACUGAAGAAACACUAAGGCUCAUGUUAUAUAAAUAUACUUGCAUGGAAUGUAUUAAAUUUGCAUGGAAUUAAGUUAAAUAGUUAAAAUGAAGUCAAAUCUGACUCAGGUGUGAUGUUGUUUGUAUCAUAUAUACAUAUCAAUGGGAGCUGGCAAUAUCUUUUAUUCCCAAACAACAAUAAACAAAAGAAGAAACUAUUGUUACAGCGGACCCAUGUGCACCAGACAAGAAUAACGUUAUGUUGCCAGAUACCAGGGACAAGUCGGCUUAUUUCAUUUGCUACAAAGGAUCAGGUUACCCAAGUACUUGUGGAAAAGAUAGAGUGUUUGAUCCUGUACGAAGUAUCUGUACUUCACCUUGAACAAAUAUUCACAAUGUGUGACAAAUAUAAUAUA
Ruditapes philippinarum (Manila clam) is the source of this 1514-nucleotide messenger RNA. RefSeq lists its product as uncharacterized. Gene Ontology annotation, cellular component: extracellular region. Lineage: Eukaryota; Metazoa; Mollusca; Bivalvia; Venerida; Veneridae. The record is from RefSeq and is a predicted model, not a curated record. Gene Ontology annotation, molecular function: chitin binding. The coding region runs from base 51 to 938 and encodes 295 amino acids. The transcript has 6 exons.